Molecule: messenger RNA, 1287 nt
Organism: Cyprinus carpio (common carp)
Lineage: Eukaryota; Metazoa; Chordata; Actinopteri; Cypriniformes; Cyprinidae
Product: GTPase IMAP family member 8-like
Exons: 4
Coding region: 1-1287 (428 amino acids)
Molecular function (GO): GTP binding
Source: RefSeq, a predicted model, not a curated record
AUGGUGAUUCCAAAAUCCCCAUCCUUUGAGACACCCUGCGGAUUGUUUUCUGCUGGGGAAGAAUGGGUCAGAAACAGCAGAGUGGGAAAUACUAUACUGGGAGCAGAAGCGUUUCGCAGUGAAUCUGCAAAUUAUUCACAGCAGCACAGUAAGAGAAUCAGUGGAGCCGUGGAGGGGAGACACAUCACAGUCAUCAACACUCUUCAGCUCCUCCAGCCGAAUCUCCCACACCAUCUGACAAUACAGGGAGUGAGAGAGUGUGUGUAUCUGGCUGCUCCAGGACCUCAUGUGAUUGCACUCAUACUGCAGAGUAAGGACUUCAACAAGGAGGACAGACAGAGAGUGAAAACUGUGCUGAACCUCUUCAGUGAGCAGGCCAUGAAACACACUAUAGUGCUGACUACUGAUGAAGAGACACGCGGAUCAAUAUUCACUUCUAGGAAUAAUGCCAUUCAUAAUUUAAUAAAGGAGUGUGGAGGAAGACAUUUUAGAUUUGAUACAAUAAACCCUGGACGGUGCUCUGAGAUGUUCAGAAGGAUAGAGAAGAUGCUCAAGGAAGAACACAAAGAUUAUCUCAUCUGCAACAUGCAUGAGGAUGGAGUGACGACUACUGGAAAAACAAAGCUGAACAUUGUGCUGUGUGGAAAUGAUUCAACACUCAAGAGCAUAGUGUCUAGAAUGUUUAGAGGGACAGUAAUUAAACAAAUGAGUAAACUUCUACCCCAGAAAGAGAUGAGUAGAGUGUGUCAGAAGAGAGAGGGAAUGAUUCAUGGACGACAGAUCAGUGUCCUGGAGCUUCCAGCUCUCACUCAACUCUCAGAGCAGGAAGUGAUGCAGGAGACUUACCGCUGUCUGUUUCUCUGUGAUCCUGGAGUUCAUCAUUUCAUCCUUGUUACUCCUGUCUGUCCAUUUACAAAUGAAGACAAAGCAGAAAUGGAGAAGAUUAAAAGAAUAUUUAAUUCUAAUGAGCACUUCAUGGUGCUUUUCAUUACUGAACUCACUGUUGACCAAAGUGUGAUAGAUUUUGUAGAAUCCACAGAAUCUCAGAAGGCUGUGAGUCUGUAUGGGAGUUGGUACGAUGUGAUGGGUUUAAAGGACCAGAGAAGCACACAACAGAUCUCAGACCUGUUUGAUUGUAUAGAGAGCAUGAAAACUGAACCCUAUUCUCUUCAGACAUAUAUGAGAGCUCCAGAAAAGAGAGUCAGACAUGAACUAGAGGAGAAACUGAGAAUCACUGUUGCCCCUCUAGAAGUUGCAGCUCUCACAGAGAAAAUGUCUUGGGGAUAG